GCUGCAAUUGGACGCCCAACGCCAUCGCCCACGAUGUCGAUGCUCGACGAGCCAAUACCUCAAGAUGAUCUCAUGCGGGACCGCACCCGCAUAUUUGAGGAGUUCCUCACCUUCGAGUCGCCAAUCUACAAUUAUCGCGAUGACAUUGGACGCAUGCUGCGCGCCGACCGGACCCGCCUGAUCGUCAAUAUCGAUGACCUUCGCGACUACAACCGUGAAUAUGCGGAUGGACUUCUCAAGCAACCCACCGACUUUCUUCCCGCAUUUGACGAUGCUCUUGUUAACAUUGUCACCCAAGUUCAUGAUACGGACAAGCACACGCUCGAGGGCAAGAGCUACCGCGUCGGAUUCAGUGGAUCAUUCGGAGAUCACCACGUCAGCCCGCGUACACUGCGCGCUGAACAUCUCGGAAAGAUGAUCUCCCUUGAGGGCAUCAUCACACGGUGUUCACUUGUGAGACCCAAAAUGCUCAAGUCGGUACAUUACUGUCCGGAGACCAAGCUUUUCCAUGCACGAGAGUACAGGGAUUCGACUACUUCGACAUCCAAUCUGCCUCCGACAUCGACGGUAACCCCGCAGCAAGACGAUGAUGGUCGUCCUUUGCAGAUGGAAUAUGGUCUUUGUGUAUUUAGGGACCAUCAGAGGAUCAGCAUUCAGGAAAUGCCAGAACGGGCCCCUCCUGGGCAGCUGCCACGGAGUACCGAUAUUAUUCUUGACGAUGACCUCGUGGACAAGUGUAAGCCUGGUGACCGUGUGCAGAUGGUUGGUCUGUAUCGCAGCGUCGGAGGUGGUUCAACUGGCGCAUUCAAGUCCCUCAUCCUUGCGAACAAUGUCAACUUACUAUCCUCCAAAAUAGGUGGCGGAGUCGCCCAGACUCCCCUCACGGAUACUGAUAUCCGUCAAAUUAACCAGCUUGCGAAGCGACGCGAUAUAUUUCGACUUUUAUCGCAGUCCCUUGCACCCUCGAUAUUUGGCCAUGAUAAAAUAAAGGAGGCAAUCCUUCUCUUACUAUUGGGUGGGGCAGAAAAGAACUUGCCCAACGGCACGCAUAUACGUGGAGACAUAAAUAUACUCAUGGUUGGCGACCCGUCCACAGCCAAAUCGCAACUCCUGCGGUUUGUCUUAAACACUGCCCCACUCGCAAUUGCAACCACAGGUCGAGGUAGCUCCGGCGUUGGUCUGACUGCUGCUGUCACUACCGACAGAGACACAGGCGAACGACGACUUGAGGCGGGGGCCAUGGUCCUCGCGGAUAGAGGUGUCGUCUGUAUUGACGAAUUCGAUAAGAUGUCGGACGUUGACCGCGUUGCCAUACAUGAAGUCAUGGAGCAACAAACUAUCACCAUUGCAAAGGCGGGUAUCCACACGAGCUUGAAUGCGCGGUGUAGCGUUAUCGCAGCCGCGAACCCCAUAUAUGGACAGUACGAUAUCCAUAAAGACCCACACAAAAAUAUUGCCCUCCCCGAUUCUCUUCUCUCCCGUUUCGACCUGCUCUUUGUCGUGACAGAUGAUGUCGAUGAAGAACGGGACCGCAGGAUCGCUGAUCAUGUUCUCCGGAUGCACAGGUAUCUCCCCCCUGGCCUCGAGGAGGGUACGCCCGUCCAUGAUAAUCUCUCGCAGCCGCUCGCGAUCGAGGGCCCCGGAGUCCCCCCUGCCGAUCCGGAUGUGGCUGCGUAUGGCAGUGGAGGAGCAGAGACGAGCCCGUUCGAGAAGUAUGACCCCCUCCUACACGCUGGAUUCACUGCUGCCAAGUCACGUACACGUCGGGGAAAACAGGUCAAGGUUGAAGUGCUGAGUGUAACAUUUAUCAAAAAGUACAUACAGUACGCCAAGAACCGGCCUGUCCCCGUUCUCACAAGUGGUGCUGCCAAUCACAUCGUGAACGUAUAUGCCAACCUGCGGAAUGAAGACGAGGGACAAACGAACAAGAAGAAGACGGCGCCACUGACGGCCCGUACACUCGAAACUCUCAUCCGCCUCUCGACUGCACACGCCAAAUCUCGGCUUUCUUUGAAAGUAGAAGAACAGGAUGCCAUAGUGGCAGAAGAAAUUAUGCGCUAUGCUCUGUAUAAAGAGGUCGCAAAGCGUCGUCGGCAGAAGCGCAAGAAGCGCAAGCUUCCAGGUGCAAAGCAUGGCGAGAAUGGUUCGCAAGACAGCUCAGAUGAGAACAGCAGCGAUGAAGAUGGUGAAGAGGACCCGACACCGCCGCAAACUAAGCGAAUGGAGAUGCCUGCACCACCCCCCCCGGCCCCGGCCCCUAAUCAGGCUCAAGCCAGUCAGGGAUCUUCUCUAUGGCAAGAUGACAGUCAAGACUUGCAGAUGCCAGACGUAACUCCCACAGUGCCUGAGACAAGCGCCUCUGGGUCUGUCCCAGUCAACGGUGUACAACCUGACAGAAUACAACUGUUCCGCUCAAAACUAGCCAAUAUCUUCGCUACACGCCUCCAAGACGAAGAACAAGUUUUCCUUCAUGAGCUUGUGGAGAUGAUUAACGACGGUUUGCCGACGGACGCCCUGUUCGGAACCCUUGAGGCAACAACGAUAUGCGAGAUCAUGAGCAAUUCCGACGAGCUUAUGCUAAGCGAAGGCAUUGUGUACAAAGUUUAGAUCUCAGUGUUUGUAUACACCCCUGGUUCGUCGUUGGGGUCGUUGGACCACGUGCAUCCUUUUGUAGGUUUAUUUAUCGUUGCCCACGCAUGUAUCUUUUUGUAGUUUUCAUAGUUUUAAUGUGCGCCUGUGAUGCAGGUAUUUGGCAACUACCUAAGC
This is a messenger RNA of Pisolithus orientalis, 2766 nucleotides long. RefSeq names its product MCM2/3/5 family-domain-containing protein. Gene Ontology annotation, cellular component: MCM complex; nucleus. Lineage: Eukaryota; Fungi; Basidiomycota; Agaricomycetes; Boletales; Pisolithaceae. The record is from RefSeq and is a predicted model, not a curated record. The coding region runs from base 34 to 2607 and encodes 857 amino acids. Gene Ontology annotation, biological process: double-strand break repair via break-induced replication; DNA strand elongation involved in DNA replication; mitotic DNA replication initiation. The transcript is spliced from 5 exons. Gene Ontology annotation, molecular function: ATP hydrolysis activity; single-stranded DNA helicase activity; ATP binding.